Messenger RNA from Onychostruthus taczanowskii (white-rumped snowfinch), 417 nucleotides. It is a transcript of the gene NCMAP, whose product is annotated as non-compact myelin associated protein. Gene Ontology annotation, biological process: regulation of myelination; peripheral nervous system myelin formation. The coding region runs from base 106 to 417 and encodes 103 amino acids. The record is from RefSeq and is a predicted model, not a curated record. Gene Ontology annotation, cellular component: Schmidt-Lanterman incisure; plasma membrane; paranode region of axon. Gene Ontology annotation, molecular function: structural constituent of myelin sheath. The transcript has 4 exons. Lineage: Eukaryota; Metazoa; Chordata; Aves; Passeriformes; Passeridae.
AUUUUGCUGGGCUUUGCUGGGUCUUUCUUGGAGCAGAGGCUUGGUCAGGUGUAACCUGCUGAUUUCACGGGGCAGGAAUGGAGCUGGGACUCCAGCCAACUCAAGAUGACGACGGCCACACCACUGACCAAUAACACUCAGCUCUCAGUGAAUGUGACCACAAAGUCUCAAGAACAAAAUCUCUAUCAAAGUUCUGGAGCAAUAGUUGCUGCCAUUGUGGUGGGGGUGAUUAUUAUUUUCACAGUGGUGCUGCUCAUCCUGAAAACAUACAACAGGCGCAUGCGAGUGCGGCGGGAGCUGCAACCCAAAGCCUCCAAGCUGGCAGUGCCACCUCCUGUGGGGCACAGCAGCCACAGCCUGGCCCAGCAGCCCUCGGUGACCUUCAUCCCUGUGGACAUCCACCUGCAGAGCAGGUAG